This is a messenger RNA of Brassica napus (rape), 1366 nucleotides long. Its product is annotated as late embryogenesis abundant protein 1-like. The record is from RefSeq and is a predicted model, not a curated record. The transcript has 3 exons. NCBI's taxonomy places the organism in Eukaryota, Viridiplantae, Streptophyta, Magnoliopsida, Brassicales, Brassicaceae. The coding region runs from base 1 to 228 and encodes 75 amino acids.
AUGUCUAAUUUGCAACAAGCUGGACAGACCAAGGGUCAAGCUAACGAGAAGGCCGAGCAAUGGACUGAAUCUGCCAAGGAAACUGCACACAGCGCUCGUGACAAGACUGCUAACGCUGCUCAGUCCACCAAAGAAUCCACCCAACAUGGCCAACAACAAGCCUCUGGUUUCAUCCAACAAACUGGAGAGUCAGUGAAGAAUAUGGCUCAGGGUGCGGUCGAUGAAUAAUACUCACACAAGCACAAAAAUGAAUAACGAACCACUACUCUCUUAUCAUUUUUCACACCAAACAAGACAUUCAAACACAAUUCCGCGGCAAACAAUCCAGAUCUUCAUCCAUAGACCCACUACACAACAAUCUAUCAUUGAUUUCCAGCUCCCAUGUAUCACCGACCAUCAAGGUAAUAUAACUAAUUCAACAACUAAGGGCAUGUAAUUCAUGUUAUCAUACCAUGCCAUUAAACACCUUGACUCCGCAUUGCUUAUUUAUCACACUGUCCAAUACGCGAGGAAUGUAUUCCCAACCAACAUGAAUUAUGAUCUUCAAAUAACGGUUACCAUCACGGACAACAAUCCAUACGCAACUGCAAGACUAGAUGUCGACCUUAUCAUCACCAAUCUUGAAGGAACUAAUAGGCCUCCAACUGUGGGAGAAGAAAGUGAUAUGUGCACUAUAUGCUUCGGGAAUUACAACUAUGGAAACAACAUAUGCUAUUUCCUUUUGCCGCCAGAAUUUCCAUUUUCUAUGCAUUGAUCAAUGACUUUGUAGUAAUAUAAGUUAUCUCAUAUGUAAGGAAAGCAAUCUAUGAUAUCCAGAUCACUUCGCUUUAAUAUGAGGUUACUUAUGUGUUAAUUCCCGGUUUCAUUGAUGUACUUUUUGGCUUUUGCCAAUAAUUUUGGAAACUAAUUGUUUUCCAUAGUUCUAAAAUCUGUCAUACUCACAUAUUAAAAUGGAUCAAAUGUAUCAUUUCUAUACUAUUACCACUUACCUCUAUCAAAUGGAUCAAACAAAUCUUUUUCGACUUAUUAAAUAACAAAAUAUACGACUACACGCCGGAAUACCAGUAGCUAUUUCACAGUCUCAGUUUCUUCAUUUUGUAUCACUAAACAGUUUUAUUGUUUCACUUGACAAUUUUACAAACAUUUUAUUUAGUCAUUAAUAUUUCGCAUUAUUCAAGGAAACCUUCAAAUCUUCUUCAGAACAUUAUUACUAGAACAAAAAGAAGAAAAUAUAUACAUAUUUUAGCAUAUAUUAGGAGUACACUGCCACAAAUCUGACCCCAAAAAAACAGAGCUAUGGCACUGCCGAUACAUACACAACAUCAGCCUAACAUCUUUUCAGCAUCAACAUAAUAAUCAUUGCAUU